AGGAGAGACGCUGAGCUGGAGCAGCUUUCACACACACAGGAUCACAUCCAGUUCCUGCAGAGUUUCCAGUCUCUCUCAGCUCCUCCUGAAUCUACAGAUGUAAAUGAUGAUCCCUUCAGUUCUCUCGUCUCUUUUGAUGUUCUGAGAGAAUCUGCCCAUCAGCUGAGAGACAAAUUGGAGGAUUUCUACAAAGAGGAGCUCAAGAAGAUCUCAGACAGAGUCAAAGUCCCCAACAUUGUUCCCAGGACCAGGAUCGACUUCUUACAAUAUUCCCAUCAGCUCACUCUGGAUCUGAACACAGUGAAUAAACACCUUCGUCUGUCUGAGAGAAACAGAAUGAUUACGUACACUGGAGUCACAGUCCAGCCAUAUCCUGAUCAUCCAGAAAGAUUUGAUGUGUAUCAGCAGGUGUUGUGUAGAGAGAGUGUGUGUGGACGCUGUUACUGGGAGCUGGAGUGGAGAGGAGGGGAAAAUGGUGUGCGAAUAUCAGUGUCAUAUAAGACCAUCAGCAGGAAGGGAUCGAGUAAGGAGUGUUGGUUUGGACGAAAUGAUAAGUCUUGGGGUUUGCUCUGCUCUGUCUCCAAAUACUCAUUCAUGCACAGUAGCAUAGAGACUGAUCUCCCUGUAAAGCCCAUCAGCAGUAGAAUAGGAGUGUUUGUGGAUCACAGUGCAGGAACUCUGUCCUUCUACAGCGUCUCUGACACAAUGAACCUUAUCCACACAGUCCAGACCACAUUCACUCAACCGCUUUAUCCUGGGUUUGCUCUCGGUUCUGGAUCAUCAGUAAAACUGUGCUGAUGAAUCAGAAUAGGUUGAUGAGAGAUUCUACUCAUAAUGCUGUGAGCUACUUGAUAAAUAUGUAAUAGUGAGAUAUUAUACUCUCUUUUUCUCUUCAUUACAUUAAUACUGAAGCUGAACUUCUGUCACUGAAAUAAUAUGUAAAACUAAAUGUGUGUAAUAAAUCCUCAUAGACAGUGAUAUCAGUGUG
Molecule: messenger RNA, 988 nt
Organism: Carassius auratus (goldfish)
Lineage: Eukaryota; Metazoa; Chordata; Actinopteri; Cypriniformes; Cyprinidae
Product: neoverrucotoxin subunit alpha-like
Exons: 4
Coding region: 337-798 (153 amino acids)
Molecular function (GO): protein binding
Source: RefSeq, a predicted model, not a curated record